CCGCCGGUGGAUUGAAGCGGCCUUUGUGCGGGAGCUCGAUGUGGAGCGCAUCGUCGGAAGUGUCGGAAGGAGCGCCGUGUGCAUCGUUGGAAGUGCAGGUGGCGGCGUUACUCUGCUGGGCUGCUCUGGUGGUGGCUGCCGCCCCCGCCGCUGGCGGGGCCUGUGUGUGUGGCCGGGGCACCGAAGGGCACUGCAGCACCUCUAACAGCGGUUCCCUUGAUAGAAUUCCUCUUAAGAAGCAGAAACCGAAGGGCUCCGUUGCUGCUCGCUGCCGUCGGGCUGCAUACGUACCGCCCGUUAGCCCCGCGGACCCACACCGGGAAGUGGCGGGUUUGGAACAAGAUUUGCGCUCGUUCUCCCGCGCAGGGGGAAACGCCGCAUGUGGUCGGCUGUUGCGGAGCUGCGUCGUUUACCUGAUGACUUGCAGUGUGUGGUGGUGUCUUUCAUUUCUGUCCAUCCAACAAAGCCAAACCCAAAUUUUUUCAAGCAUUCUUGUCACCUCUUCUGCUCUGUGGACUCACAGAAACUGACGGGGAAAAGGGAAAGGAGCUUGAUCCUUGUGCUGCACAACCCCUGGGUACAAGCUCCCAACUCUGUACCCUGAAAUAAGUGGCUUAACUGCUCUGCUAUUUCCCUCAAAUUUGUGUGGAUUGAGAUCAAGUAUUUUAUUCUAAACCAGUGUUUCUCAGCUUAAUCAGGUACCUCCUGCUUACUCCUAUGACCCGGUCUUUUCUCAAGAGAUGCACCAUAUUAGUCUUAAGAGCAUUGUCAGCCUUUUUAAUGCAUGGUUUACUUUUUUAGUGUGCAGCACACAUGAACACACCACUUUCUCCUCACACAUUGAUCUUGGCUGCUGGAAAAAUCCACUCAGUAUCCUGAAUGCCUUAGCAGCAGCACUGGAAUUGCUGUGCUUCCUUUAAUUUAAGAUAUGGAUUUCAAUAAAAAAAGCCUUCUGUCAGAUUUAAUUUAGCAGUCUUUAGCAAAAAUCCAAGGACUGAUCUAUGCAGUUUUUACUUAAAGUCUAAGUCUCAGUAAUUACUUUAAUGAGUAAUUAAAAGUGUAGCCUCACUGUGCUGACAUUCCAUGGCUGGAGCAGCUCAGAAGGAUUUGUCUAAUUCUGCUACGGAGUUCCAUGACCCGGCUGCUGCUUGUGGCCCAGCCUCUGACUGAAGAGCUGGGCCAGACCUGUUGCUUUAAUCUUCCUGAAACCUGGUUUACCCAGAUUUUGAACGUUCCCUGACAUAGCUGAAUCUGCUCAGAUUUUUCUAAACCAGACACUGUUCAGAUGUAUCUCAACAACCAAGCCCGGCUCCCCCGAAAACCGCCUAGCACAUAGUACCGUCAGGCGGCACCGGCGGGUUCGUACCACAGCGAGGGGUCGCGGCACGCCGCGAGCUCCGCGGCAGCAGCUUGACAGCACCCGCUGCGGGCGGCUGGCCGCGCGGAGCCCGCGCUUGUCCCUGCCGACGGGAGGGGCGACUUCCGCGGGCCCGGCGCGGCUUCCGGGAGAGGCGGGAGCAGUGGGCGCAGGAGCGGCGCUCGGUUCUGCCGGUUCCGUGCCCUCGGCCGCCGCCAUGGGCCGCAAGAAGCUGCACCGGCCCAUCGCCGCCAUGGCCAAGAAGAUCCGCGAGUACCGGGCGCUGAAGGAUCGGCCGCGGGACUCUCAGCGCUUUGCCGUGGACUACGAGACCAUGCGGCGGCCGCUGACGCAGAAACGGCUGCCCGUGCGGGCCUGGGAGGACGUGCGGAACGAGAACCGCCUGCUGGCGCUGCUCUGCCGCCUGCCGCGCUUCGGCGUGGGCCGCACCGUCACCCGCAAGUCCUGGCUGUGGGCGCACCGCGAGCCCUGCUACUGGGUCAUCACCAAGGUGAAGGCGGACCACACGGCCCAGAACAUGGACCAUGGAAGAGCCUGGGGCUACCUGACCUUCAAAGGUAAAACCGGCUCGUUUUGCCACACCUGGGGGCAGAGUUCGAGAGCAUCGGGCAAAACUGAAGACGAAGUGAGGGAGAUUGACAAAGCCAUGUACCAUGACUGGCGUAUAGUGCCCAAACAUGAGGAGGAAGCCUUUAAGAAAUUCACCCCAGUGCCUGAGGCGACUGGUCAGUUCUUGCCAUACCCACCACUGCUCCGAGCCAUGAUCCUUGCACAGUGGCAGAAGGAGGGAAAACCAAUCAUGGAAGAGCCAAUUAUUGAUCUGGAGAAGGUCCUGGCCUGUCCCCAAGAGUGGGCAAAGAAAAAAGCUACUGGGACACCUGUGUAGAGACUUCUUCAGUGUCUUAAGCAUCCCACGUGCUCUCACUGCCUGUUAGAAGCUCAGUGCACAAAGGGUCUUACAGAGCCCCUCUGUGACCAUUGUCCUAGGAUGUUUCCAGCUUUCUCCUCAGCCCUGUACAGUCACCUCAUCUGAAAGGGAAGAUGCAGAUGUAUUCAGACUCUUCUUCCAUAACUUUGGUUUCAGUAAGCAGAGGGGUCUUCUUGGUUCCCUGGAUAGUCUCUAAAUACAUAGCUUCAGUCAGCCAGCUGCAGUUCUUUGGAGCAUAACAUUUUUUAUAUAACUUGGGUCCUGCAUGAAUCACAGAAAAAUUACUGUAAAUAUCACAGUAUUUCACAGAGCUGUGAAAAAAUGUAUCUUCAAAUGGAAAUAAAUGUUUUCUUAAUUCUGCA
Molecule: messenger RNA, 2668 nt
Organism: Passer domesticus (house sparrow)
Lineage: Eukaryota; Metazoa; Chordata; Aves; Passeriformes; Passeridae
Gene: MRPS34
Product: mitochondrial ribosomal protein S34
Exons: 3
Coding region: 1575-2264 (229 amino acids)
Biological process (GO): mitochondrial translation
Cellular component (GO): mitochondrial small ribosomal subunit; mitochondrion
Molecular function (GO): structural constituent of ribosome
Source: RefSeq, a predicted model, not a curated record